UUGCGUGGAGACGCUUCAUUCCACAUCCGUUUGGCCUGAAGUAAUCACCUUCAAAUCAAUUCCACUGCACUUUUGAGCGCCCCGCUCUCCUGCUUCAGACAAGUUUGUUGGGCUGGUAUUUUCUAGUGUGGCUCAAUAUAUUCAUUGCUUUGCAGGUGCCGUGCAAUCGCUGGGAGUACGACAAGAGCAAGUCCAAGUCGUCCAUUGUCGCCGAGUGGGACCUUGUCUGCCAGCGGAAACGAUUGAAACAGGUGAUAUGGGUUUCCUACAUGAUAGGCGGCGCCGCCGCCGUGCCCACUCUUGGCCUCACAGCCGACGUUGUGGGAAGGCGGCCAGUGUUAAUAGGAGCCCUGAUAUUGCUUCUGCUAUCCGGUACGGGAGCCUGCCUUUCCAAAUCGUUGCCCGGGUUUACGGCUCUGCGGUUUGUGUCAGCGGCAUCUUCCGGCGCGCUCGACGUUACCUCCACGGUGCUGCUGUUCGAGUCCACGCCAUCUGGCCCGCGAGCGGCUUUCGUGGCGGCCUCCGUGAGCCUGGCCACGGCCAUUUCCCCCCUGGUCGCCAUUGCCUUGAGGGAGAUGUCCUCGACCUGGCGCAUGCUGCACGCCCUGCUACUGGUACCGGUGCUAUUGCUGACGUUCCUGAUGUGCGCCAUCGAAGAGUCGCCCCACUGGUGCCUAUACAACAACAAGUUCGACGAUGCCGAGCGCGUCAUCUUGUGGGCGGCUCGUCUCAACCUCGAGGACCCGGACCUUGUGCGUGACCGACUCGACCGGAUCCGCAAGGCCGUCGAGUCGCGCGGAGGCGGGAUGUUCCGAUCCGCGAGGCUUCUACGCUGCAUCACGUCGGUGCACGUGCGCUCCCGGUGCUUCGCCCUGUUCGGAUGUUGGUUCUUUGUGUACAUUGCCUACUACGCGCGAGACUACGAGAACCUGCCUCCCUGGGGCCCCGACUCGCACGCCCAGCUUCAAGCGGCCGUGUGGUUCGUGGUGACCGGCAACUUCCCGGCCAUGGCUGUCGCCUACGGCGUGAUGCGGCGGCAUGGCGGCUUGCGUUCCUUAGUUCCCCUGCUGGCCGCCUGCUCCAUGAUGUCGGCGCUUCAGUCGGCCCUGGUCGCCGUGGGUGGCCGCUUGUCGCUGCUUCUGGUCUACUGCAGCUCCGUGAUCAUUCUCAACGUCGCCUACGUCGCUCUAGUGGUGCACACUGUCGACGCGUUCCCUACUCCGGUGCGAAGCCUGGGCUACUCCGGUGCGUUCAUGUCUGGCCGUAUCGGAGCCAUGAUGGGUGCGCUGUUCCGGGAGUUCGAGUCUAUGCCGUUGCCCACAAGCUUGAUACCCACGGCUGUGACGUCACUGGGUCUGCUCGCUUUCGCGGUGUCUGCUGUGCUCUCGCCGCCUACUCCGAAGGAGUUGAUCGCGGACGAAGGGUCAGCGGCUGCUUGGGACAAUUCGGGCGAGGCGAUCUUGUCAGAGGGCAGCCCGAUGUCCUGGAGGGUGCACAAGAGGCAGUCUCCUACGGCGUCGGUGCAUUCAGAGUAUAAAUGAAUGCCUUAGUAUUAGUGUUGCGCUUGUCUGGGUCCCUCCACGAAACUUUCUUGAUGACGUGUGUUGGCCUCAAGUUAUUGACUGGUUUGCCGUCAUGACCCCGACAACAGACAAUAACCGUGAUCUUUUAUGUUACCCUGCGCUUUUGUGCCAAAGCGCAGUUUUGUGUGCUUGACGUGGCUCACUCAUUGCUAGAGGCCAUCAAACACGUGUCGGUGUUAGUUUGCCACGUUUUUGUGAUUAUUUAGUGUAUCGACGUUUAGAUAGAAGUUGCGAAUUGUCCGUGUUGGAAAAGACACCUAGGUGUGUUUAUGGAUAAGACUUCGUGCCGUGAAGUUUUUUUGCUCGUGCUUCUGUAUCAGGCACGCGCAGUGUAGUGUGCAAAAUGUGAUACACCAGGGCGCGCUGUUUGACACAGAACUGAUGCUCCCAGAGCACUCAUACGUGUUGCAGCUUUGUUGCAGGCGAUUUGUGAGGUCUACUGCGUCACCGUUCCACAACUGAGAACAUCCUUAAAAUGCAGCUACCUUCGCAGAGAGACCAAAGCAGUGCUGCGUUGUGGGAAUGCCAAUGGAGACUUUGCACAGCGACAACUUCGAAUAAACAGUGCCAAGAAUGUAGGUUACUCGGGUAACCUGGCUUUUGUGCAAACUUUCGCUGA
Molecule: messenger RNA, 2202 nt
Organism: Dermacentor andersoni
Lineage: Eukaryota; Metazoa; Arthropoda; Arachnida; Ixodida; Ixodidae
Product: organic cation transporter protein-like
Biological process (GO): transmembrane transport
Cellular component (GO): membrane
Molecular function (GO): transmembrane transporter activity
Source: RefSeq, a predicted model, not a curated record